This is a messenger RNA of Apus apus (common swift), 4948 nucleotides long. It is a transcript of the gene TRAF1, whose product is annotated as TNF receptor associated factor 1. Bases 2115 to 3788 code for a protein of 557 amino acids. The transcript is spliced from 14 exons. The record is from RefSeq and is a predicted model, not a curated record. Gene Ontology annotation, biological process: regulation of apoptotic process; positive regulation of JNK cascade; tumor necrosis factor-mediated signaling pathway. Gene Ontology annotation, cellular component: plasma membrane signaling receptor complex; cytoplasmic side of plasma membrane. Lineage: Eukaryota; Metazoa; Chordata; Aves; Apodiformes; Apodidae. Gene Ontology annotation, molecular function: zinc ion binding; ubiquitin protein ligase binding; tumor necrosis factor receptor binding.
GCCAUUUCAAUUUCUUUAUAAUUACUAUUUUAAAUGUUCAGUUUCUAACUUCAUUAAAGUGCUUCAGUUGUGAGCUGGAUGGAAGACAGUUCCUAAAGCUGUUUUAGAUUGAGCCAACAGCCAUCAUGAAGCCAGGUGCUCCUUACCUAUUGCUCUCUUUUAGUUCCCUUAGACCUGCAGAUGACAAAAUCUUGCUCUUUUCACCCAAGCCAGUAUCCAGGCAUUUAUCUUAAUAUGUUGAGUGACAUUUUUAUUUUGGCAUGUAGUUAGAGUGACAGAUACUUCAGAUAUUUCAACUGAUUUUAAGUACUUUUGAUCUUGCAUUUAGUGCUUCUUCUGAUAGUGUUGGUAUGUCACCCAUCUCUACAGAAAAUAGGCUAUUUUAAAACUAAUAGUAUCUCACUGCUUAUGUUUUAGAAAAACCACAGUUUGGAUAUUAACCCUGCAGUCUUGGUAAAAAAAUUUUAACAACUGUGCUAGUAACUAACAAUAGCGUAACUUAAAUUACAAAAAUGUUCAGAACUCACAUGGAAUCAUUGUUAGUGUUUUUAAUGGAACAGACUUUAAUGUUAAUUUAAAGAAAGUCUGGGUAUGUCCAUGGCAUUGUCUCAUACAUAAAAGCUUGCUUUCCAGAUAGCUAAUGCUGUUUAUCCUGGAUUUUUACACUAUGCUUCUUUAUUUUUGAAAAUUGUUUUUCCAGGAUAGAUUACUCCUCUUUUCGUUUAUUUUAUUUGAAGGAACAUACACAGCCCUUGCAACACUCCUUCCACUGUGACAGGAACAGCAGAGGGAGCACAAGAACAUAAUUUUCUUGUAUGUCCCAUAAAUAGUAGUAGUUUACUCCUCCCCCUGCUUACCACUGUGCACCCUGUGCUGAUAACGACAUUCUGGGUUUCUCAAAAUUGUUAGUCUUGCAGUCAGACACUGACCUACAAGCACAGGUGGGGAUGCUUAAUGUGAUUCCUUUGCAUGGAGAAAUCUUGCCAUGCUCCAAAGUAUUGGUAGCAAAAUACGUGCAGUAGAAGCUCAGGCAAACAGCACAUGAACUAGUGACAUAGACAUGAGGAACAGAAAUAGGGGAAAUGAAAAACAAUAAAACAAAAUCUAGAACCAUAGAAGGGCAACUAGUUUCUCAAUCCAUAAGUCUUUGGUCUGCAGUGCUGACUUGUCAUUCUGACCCUCCUUCUGUCUCUUCUCUCUUGAAAUCUCUGCUUCCCCUGGGAACCUGUAGCUGUGCAGGAGGAACUACCAGAACAACAUUUCUGAGGCAGCUUCCCUGAGACUCCAUUUUUAGUGGAAUGAUGCCCAUUAGAGAAUACCAAUCUUUCAUCUUUCAUCUUUCAUCUUAAUUUGCUUUGUGUCUUCACAGUUCAAAUGUGUAUGGUUUGGGAAUGAAUAGGUUGUUAUUGUUCCAGCCUUCUCAUUGGUUUGGUUAGGUAAGUUAUUACUGCAAUCCUGGAAUUUUUAAUCUGCAUUUAGGUUGAUUAACUGGCAGUUUAUUUGAGUGUAUGCCCAAUGGUAAAUCUUCUGGGUUUUAUUUUUUCUUCAUAAGAGAACAUAUUUUACAGCACCUGUGUUUGGAAGAUCUGGUAUCAAGCAUCAGUGCAUAAGCCAUGAGUAGCUCACAUGCUUCUGAAGAACCUAUGGAAAAGGAAAAGUACAGGAGCUGUGCAUCUUCCAUGUACAUUUGUCCUCUAUGCAAAAUGUUUCUGCAGAAUCCAGUGCAGAUCCCAUGUGGGCACAAUUACUGGAUGUCCUGUGUCAUCUGGUUAUUAAGGAAUAUCCUUGAUCCAGAGUGUUUAAUACAUGGAAAGAAGACGGUCACAGAUGAUGCAAUUCUUAAUUUUGGCUCUAUCUGCCUUUGAAUAAGAGAAUUCACCAGAUGUCAUUCUAAUGCAAUUCUCCCUGAAUGCUCUUGGCAGACACGUAAGACCUGAAUUGGUGAAAUUCCUGAGGGAAAAACAAUUCUAAGGGGUGACCCGUUGUUCCUGAACCUGAACAGAUGGGAGCAUUCAUUUCCUAAGCACUCUGUGCCCCAUUCACUUGCUUUGGAGUUUCAACAUCCAAUUUGUGAUGCAGAUAUAUGAGAUGGAGCUACAAGUAGUUGACUUCAGAUGGCUGAGAAAGCAACCAGAGGCCCACAGGACAUCCCCAGCUCUUCUCCUGAUGAAGAUGAAUUUCCGUUUGGAUACCCCAGUAACAUCUGUGAAGAUGUGCCUGAUCAGAAGUACCUGUGCAGCAACUGUAAUAACGUUCUGAAGAAAGCCCUGCAGACACUCUGUGGGCACAGGUACUGCUCAGCCUGCCUCUCCUGGAUCCUGCGGAACAAUAAAAAUGCCAUUUGCCAGAAGUGUAAGGAGGAAGAUCCCAGCACUUCAAGUGAGGGAAGCCUGCUGGCAGAAGAAAGGGCUUUUGGUGAUGCUGCCAUUAAUAAAGAGAUUUCUGAGCUCAAAGUACACUGUGUGACCCUUGGAUGCAGCUGGUCUGGUAUCAUGAAAAAUUUUGAAGAGCAUCAGAGUUUGUGUGAAUAUGCUUUAAUCCCUUGCCACACUGGUUGUGGACACGUGGUGAUGAGGAAGAAACUUGCAGAUCAUUUAGAAAAUGGAUGUGUUAAUAAUGUGACCAUGUGUCAGAAGUGCAAGCAGAGCUUCUCCAGUAGUGAAUACCAAGACCAUUCAUGUGAAGGCAGUUUGUGUAAGGAACAAAAAUGUGUACAAACAGAAGCACCAUCAAAGGAAAAGAGCUGCUCUGCACCCUCAGUCAACAAGGAUGGAUGUCGUUUUUCCGAAGUGGGCUGUUCAUUUAGGGGAAGCAAAGAGAAGAUGAAGGAGCAUGACAAAACUGCAGUUGGGGCCCACAUGCUGCUUCUGCUGCAGCACAUAAAGCAACUGAAGGAAAGCUUGUGCACUGCAGCCAAAGCUGCCAACAGUUUGAUCCCACCCUCCAAGCUGGAUGUGAAUGGUGCAGGAAAAAGCACCUCUGACCUGCAGAUUCCAGGGGGACUGGCCAUCAAUGGGGAUCUGGAAGUAGACUGUUUGCCUGGAUCUUCUGUUUCUGAGGAUGAAGCUGUUCUGGAGCAACUUGUGAGGGAGAAAGUGAUUUCUGAGCUAGAAAACAAGCUGCACGUGUUUGAGAACAUUGUGGCUGUGCUCAAUAAAGAGGUAGAAACCUCCAACUUGGAGAUCACAGCCUUUCGGAGACAGAGUGAGCUUGAUCAAAAUAUAAUACGAGGCCUUGAACUGAAGAUCACAGAGUUGCACCGGUGCCUGACACAGAAGGACGCCUGCCUGAGCAGCCUUCACAAGAGUCUCCUGUUCUCUGAGCAGGCUUCCUAUGAUGGGGUCUUUCUGUGGAAGAUAACAGAUGUUGGCAGGAAGUUACAAGACUCGGUGACUGGAAGAACAGUCAGUUUGUAUUCGCCAGCUUUCUACACAGCAAAGUAUGGCUACAAGGUCUGUCUGAGGGUCUAUCUGAAUGGGGAUGGGACAGGAAAAGGAACCCACAUGUCCCUGUUCUUUGUUGUGAUGAAGGGAGACUAUGAUGCUCUGCUCCCAUGGCCUUUCAGACACAAGGUGACAUUUAUGUUGCUUGACCAAAAUAACAGGGAACAUAUAAUUGAUGCGUUUCGCCCGGACUUGACUUCAGCUUCAUUCCAGAGACCAGUGAACGACAUGAACGUUGCAAGUGGCUGUCCCAUGUUCCUCCCUUUGUCCAAACUGCAGUCACCUAAAUAUGCCUAUGUGAAGGAAGACACACUUUUCCUUAAAUGCAUUAUAGAAACAAAUUAGUAAAUCCUGAAAUAUGGGUGUCUGGUAAAUCACUCACUGAAUUUGAUUAGUUUACAAGAAGAAAACCCAUCAGCUUGAGACCUCGUAUUAGUUUUGCUGUGCACACAAAUCCCAGAGAGCCUGAGCUCCACUGAAUUCACUUCAGCUGAAGACCUGCCUGCUGGAACUGGCUGCUGCUAAGCAUGCAAGUGCUGCCCUGUAUGAACUCUUUUCACCUGCUAAAAUAGAAGUAACUACCAGACAUAGUUCUGUCUUGUAUUUUUUAAAUAGAGGCAAGGGAUUAAUAUAUAUAUUUUUUUAAUAAGAAAGUCAAGCCUGGAAAUGUCUGGAUGAAUGGUAGUCCAAAUACUGACCUUAUCCCUAAAAAGCAGCAAGUGUCACCCUCCUCAUUCCCCACUUAACAACUGACAGCAUCAGUGGAGCUGAGUUGGGUUCUGGUGCAAACUCCUGCAGUUCCAGCUUGUCCAGGGCUGGGAGCUGCUCUGGGACUGGGAGCACACGGGGCAUCAACCCAGGGCCUGAUGGUGCAGGCAGAGCUGAGGUGUGUAUUUAUAACUCAAAGGCCUUUAUGCAAUUCCUUUCUUCAUUUUUCCUCUGCACUAUUUCCGUGUCUUGGUUGGAAACACAAAGCUGACAGACAAGGCCCUGCCUGCUGCCUGAGAAGGGAAAGGAGAAGCUGUUUGUCCACUUAGAUUUUGCAAACCAUGGAAACUGCAGCCUCCUGAGCUGGUGAGAUGCCACGUGCUGUGCCCCCAGCCAGGCUGCUGGCAGAGCAAGAGACAUUCCAAAUCUCUGCUUUCUGUCUGGACAGCACCCUUCCAAAUAAUUCAUUGUGAUGAAGUAUCAGAUUUCAGUAAAACCCAUCCCAUGAACAAACAUCUAUCAAAGUUUGUUUGCAAAGGAACUGGGUAUUCUUUGCCAUCACACGCACAAACACUCUGUCUCUCUCUUUUUGUCUCUUCCAUGUUUAAAAUACUCUUUCAGGGGCAGAAAGUUGUUUUCCCAGUGAUCUGCCAGACCCUGCAACCACACUGGAGUAAUAUGCCAAAAAAUACUAUGCAUUUCAUGGCUGUAUGUUUUUGACAAGUGCUGUAUUUAUUACAAUCAUUCAUAUUUUCUUAUAAUUUUAUUUAUUUCCUAAAUAAAGCUCACUAACUUAA